AUGGAAUCAAAAGGUGUUCCCUUGAAGCAAGGGAUUGUAAUUAGGAGACAUUGCGUCUCGAAUGGGAUCACAUUUUCCUUCAACAACUUGAAAGUAGUGAGCCAGACUUCAAGCCAAGUGGGGAAUGAUAGCAGUGAUCUAGACUUAUGUUUUGAGGAUGAUGAUAACAGUGAUCCAGACUUUGAAGACAGUGACUAUGCACAGAGUGAUGAAGAGAUUUACUUAUUGAAGAAGGAUGAUAAGUGGUUUGAAGGUUAUGUGGAUCAUACUUGUACUAACAAUGAUCCUAAUGCAGAGGAAAAUAAUGAGUCAGACGGUGGAGAAGAGUCACCUACACUUACCUGCCCAAGUAGCUCUUCAAGUGAAGAUGAAGCACUAGGUAAACUAAGAAGGAAGAGGAGUAGAAUGUCAAAAGGUGAAGAUUUCAUACCUGAAAUUGAUAUGGCAAACCCAGGAUUCAAAGUGGAGCAAGUUCACCAAGACUAUGGUUAUAGACCAUCUAGAGCAACAGUGUAUAGAGCAAAAGCCAUGGCAGUUGACAUUGUAGAGGGGUCGUACAAUAAACAAUAUGAAAUAUUGUGGGAUUAUUGUCAUGCCUGCAAGGUGUUUUUAGAUGGUUGUAGGCAUGUGGUUUGCUUGGAUGGGUGUCAUGUCAAAGGGCCUCACCCUGGGCAAGUGCUUUCUGCAAUGGGAUUUGAUGCAAACAACGAAAUGUUUCCACUUGCCUAUGCAUAUGUAGAGAUUGAGAGCAAUUCGACAUGA
Prunus armeniaca (apricot) is the source of this 762-nucleotide messenger RNA. The record is from the annotation of a GenBank genome assembly. NCBI's taxonomy places the organism in Eukaryota, Viridiplantae, Streptophyta, Magnoliopsida, Rosales, Rosaceae.